CCUUAUGCUUCUUUCGGUUGAAAUCGAUACUCUGCACGAACGACACAUUACGCACUGCGCAUCGCAACAUUAAUUCGUGUGUUUAUGCGAGAAGUAUGGGUUGGGAAAGACCACACUCAGUAUCAAAGUUGACAUGGUAUCAACAACUUCAGCAGGCUAGUACGGAGGAGGAGAGGGCGAGAACUUGAAUACAUGCUGCUGAAGCACCAAGUACAUACAUAUGACAACACUAUCCAGGAUCUCUCCCUUCCAGAACAGCAAGGUGAUCAAAGUGUAGCUUCUGGCUCCUCCCUGCCUCCCAGUUCUCGCCGCGCAGCCACAAUAGAGGCACUUGCCAAACGAGCGCGCGAGACCAAAGACACGAGACGUGUUGGACGCCGAAAAAGGGCUCAAACUACCUCGAUGGACCAGUCGCAGCCGAGUCAACAGAACCACCACUCGGAUGAUAUGAACAUCACAAUGGGUGAGGAUUCUGACAAUCUGAUGAUGUACCUAUGCCUUCCAACAAUUUUGCUGACCCAAAUGAGCCUUCUGACGAUUUUGCUGAUCGGAACGAGCCUCCCGUCCCUGAUAAUAAUAAUCAACAUCUGCCUCCUGAACAUUUCGCUGAUCAGAACAAGCCUCCCAUCCCAGAUAAUUAUUCACACAUACCUCCUGACCAUUUCGUUGAUCAGAACGAGCCCCCUGUCCCUAAUAAUGCUCCUGAAGGUGAUGGGCACCAACAGGAGUAUCAGUUCAUCUUACACCGCCAACCACGACCAAAUAUCGAUGUGGAGGCGCUUGCGCAGAUGGCGCACACAAUAACUGCCACUAUGGGCCCGCGCCGCCGGAACCGAUGGGAAUUGUGUGGCUGAAUGGUUACCCCUUGAAGUCAAUGUGCUGACCAUCAUGCUUCGAACGUUCUUU
Molecule: messenger RNA, 906 nt
Organism: Suillus fuscotomentosus
Lineage: Eukaryota; Fungi; Basidiomycota; Agaricomycetes; Boletales; Suillaceae
Exons: 4
Coding region: 193-804 (203 amino acids)
Source: RefSeq, a predicted model, not a curated record